Molecule: messenger RNA, 1369 nt
Organism: Solea solea (common sole)
Lineage: Eukaryota; Metazoa; Chordata; Actinopteri; Pleuronectiformes; Soleidae
Gene: bag2
Product: BCL2 associated athanogene 2
Exons: 3
Coding region: 156-782 (208 amino acids)
Biological process (GO): protein stabilization
Molecular function (GO): adenyl-nucleotide exchange factor activity; protein-folding chaperone binding
Source: RefSeq, a predicted model, not a curated record
UUGGAAAUGUUCUCCUGGGUCUGCAGCUGCUAUCAGACACACUGAGCUGAGAGCCGAGCACACACGCGCAGGACACGCAGGACUCCCUCUCACACACGGACUACUUCAUAUUUCAGAGUAACAAUAACAAUCGUUUAUUAUCAGAAUUCAACAUCAUGGCUCAGGCAAAAAUACAGGCGAAAAUGAACGAACCCCCGAGCAGCAAGUUCAGCAGGACGCUGUCCAUGGCUGAUCGCUCCGGAAGACUGCUGGAAAGUUUGGAUCUGCUGGAAAUGAGGGUGGAGACUUUACGUGAAACAGCCUCAGCCAUGGAGCAGGAAAGAGAGAGCAUCCUGGAAAUGAUUCAGUCCUUACAGAACAGCCAAGAGAUGCGGAACAUCUGCGCCGGGGAGAGAGAGGAGUUAGAUUUAACUGCAAAUCGUAUUAUGGGCCGAACACUGUCGGUGGAGAUCUCUAUUGGUACAACCAGAAACUCCCAGCAGGAGGAGGCACUGCAGAAGGCCACGUCGAUCAUCGAUGAAAUAGUGAAAAAGCUACUGGACGACAUGAGGAGCAGCCGACAGCAGCUGAUGGCUCUGCACGCAGCCUGCGUGACGGAGGCACCGCCUGUCCCCAUUGACCAAAAGUUUCAGGCCAUCGUGAUCGGCUGUGCCCUGGAGGACCAGAAGAAGAUCAAGCGCAGGCUGGAGACCUUGCUAAGGAACAUUGAAAACUCUGAGAAGAACAUCAAGAUUAUGGAUCACCAGAAAUUGGAGGUCCCGCAAGAAAAUGGCAGUCAAUAAUCUUGUCAUUAAAACACAGAGAGUGCGUCUUCAAUGCCACUUCGCUCAGCAACAACUGUUGUAGCCUGUACUCACAUUUAAACGACUACACGUGGAGCACAAAGAUCGGUUUCUACGACAACAGCAGCAGUUAAUAUGGCACAUUACGCUGACACUUAGGGCCAAAAAUACAGUAAAGCACGCGUGAACAGACACUACCACGCUCCCUUAAGGAAUUUGAUUGUUUUUAUAAUUAUUAAUAAGUAGUUUUUUUUAACACUUAAUAGAUUGAUUUAUUAUGCUUUUUAAUCAGCAUUGUAAUACACUGAAUGUUUGUUCAUUAUAUUGGAAAAUCCGGCGCCAAUUAUCAAUUAUAUCAGUAGAUACCAAAGGUGAUAGAGCAGUCUGGUGUAUGAACAGCAAAUACAGAUGAAAAUAAAUAGAUAAACAUUAUCAGACAUAUUUAGGGUUCUGAGAUGUGCAAUCACUACCUCUUAGGGCAGCACACACCAUAUGAAGCUGUGGAUUUUAUGAUUCUAUUUGCACAAACGUGUUAUUUUAAUGUUGGCUUGUAUCAAAAAACGGCAAAUAAAACAUGAACUCAACAA